Messenger RNA from Aspergillus aculeatinus CBS 121060, 3973 nucleotides. RefSeq names its product ABC transporter ATP-binding protein. The coding region runs from base 1 to 3963 and encodes 1320 amino acids. Gene Ontology annotation, biological process: transmembrane transport. Lineage: Eukaryota; Fungi; Ascomycota; Eurotiomycetes; Eurotiales; Aspergillaceae. The record is from RefSeq and is a predicted model, not a curated record. Gene Ontology annotation, molecular function: ABC-type transporter activity; ATP binding; ATP hydrolysis activity. Gene Ontology annotation, cellular component: membrane. The transcript is spliced from 4 exons.
AUGUCAGCAUCAGAGCCUUCGAAGAGCGAUCAGACGGAAGGAGCUGUCAAGAGCGCAAGCCACGCUCAGAAGGCCAUCCUCCUGGUGUCGCGAUGCAUCCCAAAGCCAAAGGACAUCAAGACUGCCUUUAGCUUCAUCCGUCUGCUGUUCUCGCUCGACUACACCCGCGUCGACCUGGCCCUCAUACUCGUCGGCACCUUCUUCGCCAUCGCAGCCGGCAUCCCCGAGCCUCUGCUGGGAAUCGUGCUCGGCCAGCUCAUCAACGAGCUCAACGAUGUCUCCUGCUCCGCGACCACGUACGACCCGUCCUCCGUCCGGACGAAAGUUCUCUAUCUGAUCUACAUCACCAUCUUCAACUUCGCCGCCAUCUACAUCUACGCCGCCUGCUGGGCGCUGGUCAGCGAGCGUUUGGCCCGUCGCUACCGCAAGGGGUACUUCCGCAGCCUGAUCCGCCAGGAAGCCGCGUUCCAUGACAGCCUACCCUCGGGACAGGUCAUCUCGCGGCUGGUGAGCGACAUCGAGACGGUGCAGUCGGGGACCUCGGAGAAGGUGGGCAUAUACAUCGCGACGCUGUCGUAUUUCAUCACCGCGUACAUCGUGGCCUUCAUCAAAGUGCCCGUUGUGGCGGGGAUCCUGAUCGCCAUCGUGCCGUGCUUCUUUGCCAUGUCGCUGGUGGGAGGCCACUUUACCUCGCGGUAUGGCAACCGCGUCGGGAAACAUGUCGAUCGGGCGACCUCCAUUGCCUCUUCCAGCCUGUCGCAUCCCCGCAUCGUGCAUGCUUUCAAUGCCCAUCGGCGCCUGGAGGAGUUGUUCUCAUCGAAUCUCUACAACGCGCGCAAGGAUGCGUUGAAGAAGGCGGCAGUGCAUGCGGCCCAGAUGGGCUUUUUGUUCUUUAUCGUGUAUUCCUCCAAUGCUCUGGCGUAUUGGAAGGGUGCGCACCUGAUUGCGGACUAUAUUGAUGGUAUUGGGUCUGGGGUCUCCCUUGGGGCCGUGUACACGGUGAUCUUUAUUCUCAUCGAUGCCUCCUUCAUAUUGAGUCAAGUCUCUCCGUACAUGCAUGUGUUCAGCGCCGCCGCAAGUGCAUCCGAACGGCUGUUGGAGGUCAUCAACCGUGACUCUCAAAUCGAUGGCACUGCAGAGACGUGGGAACAGAGCGUAGACCUCGCUGAUCAGGAGAUUGUUUUCGAAGAUAAACACACUGCCAUCGUGGGUCCGUCAGGUGGAGGCAAGUCCACCAUCGUGGCACUUCUGGAGCGGUUCUAUGAUCCAUGCUCCGGGGUAGUCCGGAUCGGGAGUCAAGAUAUCCGUGCGGUGAACGUGGCAAGCCUGCGCGGGCAGUUGGGUUUUGUUCAGCAAGAGUCCCAACUCUUCGAUCGGUCGAUCCUGGAGAACAUUGCUUACGGGCUCGUCGGGUCUACAGCGCACGAAGGUUUGACGGAGGUGAUUCUGGAUAUGAGUUUGUCGGCUGCCGUGGAGCAGAUUCAAGCGGGGACUCCGGAAAAAGACGCUCUCGCUGCUUGCGAUCCUAGGAUUGCCGAAAUUGUUCGUCGGGCGAAAGAAGCUGCCGAUAAAGCGAAUGCACUUUCAUUCAUUGAAGCCCAAGCCUUUGGAAUAGCGACGAGUGUUGGGACUGCUGGGGGGCAGUUGAGCGGUGGUCAACGGCAGCGCAUUGCUCUUGCGACCGCACUUGUUCGUGAGCCCAAGUUACUUGUACUUGAUGAGGCAACCGCUGCACUUGAUUCUAUCAGUGAACGCUUGAUCCAUGAGGCCUUGCUCAAGGUGUCGGGGACUACGACGAUAGUCUCUAUCGCGCACCGUCUGGCAACGGUCAAGGACGCUGAUCAGAUCAUCGUCAUCGAGAAGGGACGAGUGGCUGAGUAUGGAUCUCCGCAGGAGUUAAUAGACCGGGGUGGUAGGUAUGCAGCGAUGAUUGCACAGCAAAAGUUGGAUCAAGGGGAGGCGCAAGAGCUUAUGACGGCCGCCGGCAGCAUGAAUGAUACACCUGGCAUUCCCACCGAGCUUGUGCCUGUCACUGAGAAAGACAACAUCCACGAGAAAGAUAAGAUCGAUGCGACCGUGGAACAGACGUCAAUAGCACAGCAAGAGGACACCCCCCACUCGAAGCGCCUAACUUUGAAGAUCUGUUUCUCUUUUAUCCGUCCUAAUCUUCUUCUGAUCAUACUAGGGCUGGGUAUGUCGGUCAUUAUUGGUGCUAGCUAUAGCUCAAACGCGGUUCUAUUCGGCAAUACGCUGGGAGCGCUCAGUCCAUGUAAAGGCACUCCCAGCAUCCGACACAGCGGAAGUUUCUUCGGCCUCAUGUUCUUCAUCGUCGGACUCGUAGAGUUCUUUGCCAACAUCAUCGGCGGCUGUGCCUAUGGGUGGGCUGCAGAUCAAACACUCUAUCGCAUCCGCGUUGCGUCCUUCCGCUCCUUGCUCGCCCAGACUAUCACCUGGCAUGGCACAGAUGGACGCAGUCCAGGGACGCUGAUCUCCUACCUCACCGGCGAUGCUUCAGCUAUCAGCGGCCUGACUGGAACAACAAUUGGUCUUCUGCUGGCAACAACUGUCAAUUUGUUUGCCGGGAUUAUUAUCUCGUUCAUCGUUGCGUGGAAGAUCUCCAUUGUUCUGCUGCCUACCAUUCCUGUCCUCUUGGCAGCCGGGGUCAUGAAGCUCCGCGUACAGAAUCAAUUUGCCGAGCGGCACAAGAAAGCAUUCUCGCGGGUGACUGAGAUCACCGUCGAGGCGCUGGAAAAUCUGCGUUUCGUGGCUGGAUUCUCCCUGGAAAGGCAGCUUUACCGGGAGUUCAUCCAUGCAAUCCAGGGCCCAUACAGGAAGACCAAGAAGGCCAUCGCCUGGGGCAACUUUUGGCUGGCCACUGCCUUCAGCGUCAGCAACCUGAUCAGCGCUCUCGCUUACUGGUGGGGCUCCAAGCAGAUUGCCUCGGGUCUCUACUCUCAAACGCAGUUCUUCAUUGUCCUGCCCGCGCUACUCUUCAGCACUCAAUCUUGCGGCCAGAUGCUCGCCCUUGCACCGGACCUCUCCAAAGCUGGCAAGGCUGCUUCUCGCAUUGUGGACUUGGUGAACACCGACUCCGCAGAGAAAGAAGCCCAAACGGACAGGCAUAAAGAGAUAAUUCCGUGCGGGGAGAAGUCUGACGUCGAUAUCGAAGCCAACCCAGCCUGUAUGCCUUCCUCCAAAUCGACGCCUUCACCUACCCCCAUUGGCGCCGAGCUGCGUCACGUGCAGUUCUCGUACCCUACCUCGCCGGACCUCCCCGUCCUCCGCGACCUCAGCCUCACCUUGGCUCCAGGUGGAUUCUACGCCCUCGUCGGCCCCAGUGGCUCAGGCAAGUCCACCAUCCUGGCGAUGCUGGAACGCUUCUACUACCCAUCCUCGGGUGCCAUCUACAUCGACAAUCAGGACAUCACCCGCGUCCGUUCCACGGACUUCCGCGACGAGAUCGCCCUCGUCCCGCAGGAGAGUGUGCUCUUCGAAGGCAGCGUCGCUUUCAACAUCGCGCUCGGAGCUCGGCCCGCCGACACACCCACGCAGUCCGAGAUCGAGGCCGCGUGUAAACUCGCCCAGAUCCACGACGUGAUCAUGGAAUUGCCGGACACGUACGAGACGAUUUGCACGCACAACGGAAAGCAGUUCUCGGGCGGUCAGCGGCAGCGGCUGGCGAUCGCACGGGCGUUCCUACGCAAGCCCCGCCUGUUGCUCCUGGAUGAGUCGACGAGUGCGUUGGACGGGGAGUCGGAGAGGAAGAUCCAGGAGGCGCUGCAGGGGUUCGUGGGGAAGACGACGAUCGUGGCGAUCGCGCACCGACUGCGCACGAUUUAUCGGGCGGAUCGGAUUUUCCUGAUUGAGGAGGGUCGGUGUACGGUGCAGGGGACGCAUGCGGAGUUGGUGGAGCGGAGUGCAGUUUAUCGGGAGAGUGUGGUGCAUCAGUCGUUGGAUAUGUGACUUAGAGGUG